Molecule: messenger RNA, 6081 nt
Organism: Macrosteles quadrilineatus (aster leafhopper)
Lineage: Eukaryota; Metazoa; Arthropoda; Insecta; Hemiptera; Cicadellidae
Gene: tinc
Product: protein tincar
Exons: 16
Coding region: 215-3358 (1047 amino acids)
Source: RefSeq, a predicted model, not a curated record
GUGCUGUGUUGUGCCGGCUUGAGUUGUGAAACGUGCCUCGUGUGGGAAAAACAUACUGUGUGAAUUGAGUGAAGGAUAACAAAAACAAACCACAGAAAACCUACCAAAAACAAAUACUUUCCAUGAGGAUCAACCAUAAUUGGAAAUAGCUCAACAGACUGCCGCUGGCGAUGAGACUUGCUACGCUGCCGACCUAGCCAUAGCCAGGCCCAGGAUGAACGGCUCGCUAGUGACUGAGACUGCCCCCGCUAAGCCUACUGUGGUGCCGCCGAGGCCCCCGCCGCCCCCCGCCAAGGGUGCCUGUUGUCGUGCUCACCUCAAUACUCUAUGGAGCGUCUGGUACGGGGUGUCCGCCGUCGGUCUACAAGCGUACAUAGCCUUCCAGUCAGCACUCAGAUUCCUUGAUUACCUAGAGCUAGGAUGGCCAGCGUCGUCGGCGCCUCGUCUAGAGCUUCACGCGUACAUCGUGCUGACAGGGACUGCUGUCUUGCUGCUCCCCGUCUUCCUGGCGGCGGCCGUCUUCAAGGUGGGAAACCUCGCCAACGACGGCUGCAAGCUCGGCCGUAGUGUCAGCAACUGCUCUGCUGAUCCUCCAGCCUCUGUAGCCCUGGGUGGCGGAGGUCCCAGAGGCUUCUGGCGACACUCAGGUCCCACGGCGCCCUUCCUACACAUCGUCACUGCCUUUUGCCUCCUCCUGCCGCGCCUCCUCAUAGAAGCUCGGCUCAUCCAGGCCGGCUUUCUACCUAAAGAUCUGAUCUGGAGGACUGACCUGGACUUCCUAGUAGCUCAGAGGGACAGACUGGUGGUUCUCAGCUUCAUGACAUCUCCCAACGUCAACAUGACUUUCCUACCAACACCCUUGCCUCAGGACACUAGCAGUCACAACCCUCUAGCCUCCAGCAAACCCCAGACUCUGCCUCUCACUGUGGGCAUCCCCGACCAGGACCUAUCUGUCAAUGAUGAGCCUAAGUGGGGUCCAGUUUCACCAGAACUUCUCAACUAUGCACUGGCAUUGUUUGUUUACGCAAUCCGCUACCCUGCAGUGUUCUGGAAUACCAACAAAUGGUUUGGAGCCUUGUUUUCCAUCCAACUGCUCAUCAAUGGAGCUCAGUGCAUCCUCAUGUAUGCUGGCAUCUCUGUUCUUUACAAGGUACAUGUGGUUGGUCCAUCUGAAGCCCUGCCUUUGCUUCACCAGAGAGUUGGUCUCAGUCCCAGCAUGCCACAGCACUUCCUUCUCAAUAGAGAUGUAACCCUGGCGCUCUUCAUCUUUUCCACUCUCCUAGUCAUCAAGUCUAGUCUUGUAUUAUAUCUGUAUGGCUACAGCCGGCUCAACUCCUUUGUGUCACGAGAGCGAGCUAGGCGAGUCAUCAGCAUGGACAGCUACACAGGCAAGGGCUGGGGUUACUUCACUCACUGCGCUGCGCUGUGUGUACUGCUAGCCAUGGCCGUGUGUCAAGCCCCGCUGCUGUAUGACUCUACUGUCGUCUACAGAGGCAGCCUCAGCUCUGCUGUACUGGCCUGUGUUGUUGGAGCUGUGGUUCACCUGUUUCUAUGGGUACUUCUUUGGCUUGUUUUAACCAUCAAGCAACAUUGGAGGUUCAAACUGCGAGUGACUGUAGGCAGAGCCUCUGUGCGCUCGGCUCGCUCCAUCAAGCUUGUCACUGAGGUGGAUUUAUUGUCAUCUACAGACUACGCCCAACCCUUGUUGGUUGUAGGUAAUGGCCGCACUUACACCAUCUCUGAUAACUCACCUAAGAAGGCCAUCAUGGGUGUCAUACAAAAGUGUGUUAUGGAGAAGAAGGCGAGAAGUCAAGGUGGGUCCUCCAGUAGCAGUGCCAAGGACUGGAUGGACAGAGAUGAGGAGCAGAUCUACUGGCUCAGGCCAAAACAAACAACUCCUAAACAUUCCCCGGAUUCUGCCAACUCCGAGAGACUGGAGUGGUUCAAGAAACCAAACGGGGCUAAACACAAAGUCACCUUCGAUCCAAGCUCAAAAAAAAGUAGAAGCAGCAAGCUGCACGAGUCAGAAGAUGACGGAGAUUAUGCGAGGUUACGAGAACUUCCGAUGCUGAGUGUUGGAGCCACAGAACAGAGUGACGGAGAUACUGCCUCAGAGGAUAACAAGUUGCUGGAAGGUGUGCGUACAGCAAGUGUGACAUACGCUCGUACCAACUGUGACUUGCUGAUGCCUCUACCAGCUGACGCAGGGGACUACGAGGACCCAUCCCCUCUACUGACCCCUGAGCCUCACGAUCUACCCCCUCCCUCCCCUCCACCACCCCCACCUCCUGUGUCUAGCAACCAACAGACAACUCCCAGAUGUCUUCGGAGGACAGAUUCAGGCAUGCCGGGAGAUGAGUUGACUCCGAGGUCAGACUCCAUGAGCACCGAGGCGUCUGGAGCAUCACCACCAGAGGCUGGAGCAUCACCUCCCGACCACAGCGAGACAUCCAGUGGAGUACACUCUAACUCGAGUAGAGAAUCAGCCACAGCCAACACACAGCGGAGGUCCACCAGCGUAGAUGAUCUGGCCAUGGAUGCUGCAAACAAGGUUCAGGUUCAGUGGCGCAGCGUGUCACUACAGAGAGGUAUGCAGCCUCCUCAGCCUGACCAGAGCUAUAGCUCGUACAAGGCUCAAAACAUGGACCCAACCUACGGAAUCAUAAGGAACGGUCCACAAACUGUGGAGCCCACGUACGGCAUCAUGAGGCAUAACCCACAGCAGGGUGUGGAUCCUACGUAUGGUAUAUUGAGGAACGGACCGGUGCAAAACAACCGAGUGACGACCCAUCCUCAGGAACCCAUCUACGCUCCAUACAGACCUCAGCAGCUUUAUACCAAGAGUCCCCCUGUGAUCAGCGAGGAGGAGGAUGUGGUGAUACGGAGAAAGGUGAACAGGCCAGAAGUGCCAGCGACAGUAACGACUGUAGGGGAACCCUUCGGUAGAGCCACUAACAUGAGAUUGACGUCAUUCACGGACCGACCUCAACAGUCCGCCACACUCCCCCACUAUCCUACACAAGUAGUCAACCCUGCGUAUCCUCACUGUUCUACCAUGCCUCUCCCAGUGUCUAACCCCACAGUACCUCCCCUCCUGGGUACAGGCACUAGUUGCAACUCCUUCCCUCGCCAGCAUACCACGAUACCCACACAUCACAACGGUGUGAGACUGUUCAACCCCAACCCCUACACCAAACGUCACUUCCCCCUCACACUGAGGGGCUGUGCGCCCCCUGACCCUGGCCACCACACUUUCCCUCAAAUAAUCAACCUCAAACACAACGUCCAACACAGGUCAGACAGGGACUCUGCUAACUUUUCUCUGGCCUCCAGUGGCGACUCGGACACUCACACGUGAAUCCAUCUAAUAUGUCCUUAUUAAUGUAUACAGUAUUAGCGUGAAUAUUUAUUUGAUAUGACAUUACCAAAGAUAGAUUGUUGUAAGAAAAGAUUGAUUUAUUAUAGUUUUGUCCUCUCCUGAGAUUUGUUCUGCUUAUACGUAUCUGAAUAUGAGACUAGUCAUAUGUUAAUUAAUAUAGUCGUUAAUUUCUUUUCAUAAAAUAUUAUACAAUUACAGUUAAGAAUUGAACAAUUCCUUGAGAAGCUAUAAACAAAUACCAGGUUAAGCAAUUUAUAUAUCCAUAAUGAUAACAAUGGCCACUAUUUUCAACUUUAUAUUUGAUGCUUGGUCUUUCCUUGCUGAUGCUUACUUUCAUGGGCUAUGACUGAAAUUGCUUCAUAAAUCAAUAUGAACUGAACAUUACAUUUAAAAACUCCAUUAGAAUGACUUAUGGAGUAAAUUUUGCAGUAAUGGCUGCAACAAUAUACAUUAUAUUUUUAAGAGCCAUUAACCAAGAUAAAGUCCAUUCAUCAUGGUUAAAACUUAAAAUCCGGCUAAGAAGAAUUGAAACAAACUUAUAAAGCCAACUAAUUAUUUAGAAUAGAUCAUUUAUUUGGUUUAGCAGCAGUUGUUUAAUAUUUGCCAACCAAGCUUGGUAAGAUGAGUAAAGUAUUGUCCUAAAACAAUAUUUUGAAAUUCUUCCCAAGUUUAUCACGUGGGGUUGCACUCAGUUGAUAGCACUGAUCAACCUCAAUGUUGGCGAUUUGAUUACUGGCUCUUAGGAAUAUCAAAAUAUUUUUAUGAAACAUCUUCUUGCAUCGAGCUUCAAAGCUUAAUUAUAUCAUAGUUUUCAACUAGAACAAACUCACCUGUAUAAAUAUGAAAGCGGUAACAGUUCAAUAACAUAACUAUAUCAUUUAACCUCAGUGGUUAUACAGUAGUCGGUUGAUAACAAUAACAGGCCAAGUAGAAAACAAUGUUUGUUUCUAUUAUGAUAUAUAAUUUGAGUCAAAUUUUUGUUUUCCAGUAUGGAAGAAAAGCAUAUAAAAUGAAUCUGCAUCAUAACAUAUUUUAUACUGAACUUUUGUAUCUAUUUUUUGAACCAAAACUGACUGAGUACCUGGUACCAAUUGUAAUGAUCAGACAAUAACCUGGAUAGGUUAGAUCAAAUUAGAUCAAUUUUGCUGUACUUAAAAUACUUAAGAGAAAACAUGUGAACAGUUUUGUAAUACAUUUUCUCUUUGCACAAAAUUUGUAUGAUAUUUUUUAAAUUUUUGUAAGGGACAUAAUAUAUUUGUGUAGAUCUUUAUGUAUUUUGCAUUUUUAUAUGAAGAAGAUAGUUAUGUUUAGAUUACUAGUUGCUGAAAUUAGCGAUUUAGACCUUUGCUAGCAAUGGCUUGUAAGCAGAUCCUAAACCAGAAACCUACAAUAUGUCUGUGUUGUAUUUCUGGCACUAACCUAACCAGCAUCUCUAUCACUAUUCACUGUCUACAUACGGUUGGUCUUCAGAUCACUUCUCAACCACUGCUUCAGUUCUCAUAUUGUCCGUGGACUCUGGAACAUGUAUUACGUUUACAUAUCUGCGAUGAGUACAAUUAGUUUAGUACAUAUCUCAUUGUAUGAUAAUUGUUGCAUUUUAUGGUUUACUUUCAUAUUAUAAAAGAUGUUAAACACUUUAUUGUAUAUUUUUUUACCUCAAUAACUUUAAGAUUUAAUUUAGGGACUUCAGGGUAUAAUUUUACGACUGCCAUCAUGUUUAAAGUAUAUAAAAUUAGAAAAUUACUUUGUUGUUUGUUACAUCAUUAAUAAACCUACCUGAGUAUUAUGUUGUACAAAACUAAAGGGGUAUUUAUUUGUGUAAAUAAAUUAAAUAUCUGUAUUUUCCUGGGUUUAGUAAUUACAGGAAAUUUAACCAUAUGAAGCUAGUUAUUAAUUGUGAGAUUUUCAAUCUGUAUCCUGGCUAUACUAUAGAUAUUUAAUAGUUAUAAUAAUUGAUAAACAAAGAUGAGACACACUUUAAUUGAAAUGUUAAUAACACACAAACUGCAGUGGCUGUAUUGGACACAACAAUAAAAUUCAAAAAUCUUGGUUUUACAAAUUCUUUGAAUAUUAAGAAUGAAUAUUUUGAUUAAAGAAGAACCGUAUAUGUUUAAUUUGAGUAGUUGGUUGAAUGUCCUUUCACUUGGUGCUAAUAUAUUGUCUACCCUGUAAAUACAAGUUAGUGUGCGUUGUAAUGCUGGCCAGUUAUUUGUUAUAUUACUUUAAGUCUACUGUGGUAUUAUUCAAAAUAUAUUUAAACAUUAAACAAUAUACUGUAUAAUAAGUGCAGUACCUAUCAGUGUAUGCAUUUGUCAUCAAAUUUUAUUUUGAAGGAACAGCUUUCUAAAUAGUUUUCAGUACAUUUAUAACAGUACCGGUACGGUUAAUUUACAUUUCUAUAAACACAUCUCUGGUGGAUUUUGGAUUAUUUUUCCCUUUCAAAUUAAAUGAUUUUUCAUUGCUACUCUAAAUCAUUCCAUUUGUCUUUUAAUAGUCCUUUGAAUUGGUUGAUAAAUAGAGGAUGCAUUGCAUCAUGUUCCCUAACAAAUGUAUCGUUGAUAUAAAAAAUGUAAAUUUGUUUUAUAAGUAAUGUCUUUUAGUUUAAAUUGAAAUCUAUAAGUAAGUUGUGUUUAAAAUACUUUGUACAAAGACUGACUAAAUUAUGUAUAUAUCAUGUAAAAAAUAUGGUAAUUUCUUUCAAA